AUGAUGCUAGAGAAAACUAUAGUCAUGACUGAUGAACCUAAAAUCAAAGAAUUAAAUGAAAUUUUAUAACAAAAAAACUAAAAAUUACUUGAAUUAGAAAUGAAUUAAAAUUCUUUUAAUUCUAAUACUGUUUUAGUAAUAAAAGAAUUAGUAAGGAUAAAAAAAUAAGAGAACUAGAAACUUAAAUUGAAACUCUUUAAUUAAAAGUUGAAAGAUAUUAAAAUAUUAAAAAAGACCAAGAAACCAGAAUAAAAAUAAUGA
Messenger RNA from Paramecium primaurelia, 261 nucleotides. Lineage: Eukaryota; Ciliophora; Oligohymenophorea; Peniculida; Parameciidae. The record is from the annotation of a GenBank genome assembly.